UCUAACCGUGUGCGAGAGUGUGUGUGGUCGCACAAAUUUACCGAUAUUUUGCCUGGCUUCGUUCUCUGACGAAUCGGACGUAGCAGGCAGUGACAAACGAGCGACGCGCAGCUUGUGAAAAGUCAAAAAGAGAAAAAAUUUAACAUUCGGGACAUUAGGUUAUAAAGGUAGCAUAAAAACGUUUAGCUCGGAAGAUAUUAGCAGCCCGGGACGAAACGCAAGAAGAACAAUAACCCCACCACUACAACUACAACGACAACAAGGUGAAGGCGAAACCAGGACAAGCAGCGCGCAAAAACGCACAAAAGAAUUAACGAAAAAUACCAAAAGGCAGACAAGAAGUUGCAAUUUUUCAACAGUGGAGUCCAUACAAACAGCAGCCAUGAGCAAACCAAAAUUCGAGAUUCCGUUGACCAUUGAUCCGGAGCAUGAGUUGCGUUUUGUCGGUCCCUUCAAUCGGUCCGUCGUCACAAUCAUGACCCUAAGCAAUAACGCGGCUGUGCCACUGGUCUUCAAGAUCAAGACAACAGCUCCAAAGCGCUACUGUGUACGUCCAAACAUUGGGAAGAUCCUGCCUCUUCGCUCGACCCAGGUGGAGAUCUGCCUGCAGCCCUUCAUGUACGAUCAGCAGGAGAAAAACAAGCACAAGUUCAUGGUGCAAAGCGUCCUCGCCCCGAUGGAUGCUGACCUGACCGAUUUGAAUAAAUUGUGGAAGGAGCUGGAGCCGCAGCAGCAGAUGGAUGCCAAGCUGAAAUGCGUAUUCGAGAUGCCCAGUACUGAGGCAAAUGCAGAGAACACUAGCGGCGGAGCCGUGGGCUGUGGAGCCAGCAGCGCCGGCGGUGGCAAUGCGGUUACUAAUGUCAGUUCCGUCAUCGCCGAGGGCAUUAAGUCGGAGACGAAGUUGUCUAGCAAUGAGAAGGCCUCAAAUUCGCCCGAUGCCACUGAGCAUGUGGACUCCGGUGAGAUCAAGGCGCUGAUGGAUUCCAACAGUGAACUACGUAAAGAAGUUCUAUACUUGAAGGAUCAACUCACACGCUAUCGCAGCUCAGCGGUCCUCAAGCAACCGAACGAGCCCUAUGCCCCAGUGCUGGCUGAGAAACAGAUUCCGGUAUUUUAUAUUGCAAUUGCCAUUGCUGCGGCCAUCCUGGGUCUCUUACUGGGCAAAUUCUUGCUCUGAAUGCCAUAAAUUAUCCAACAUGCAGCAGAAUUACUAACAACUACACAACUACAGAAAACAAAACACAAAACAAAACACGAAAUAGAAGAGCAGCAGAGGGCAGCAGCACCAUCAAACCGCAACAAGACGCAAUAGCAGCAAUAACAACGAACGUACGCAGAAGCGACAG
Messenger RNA from Drosophila guanche, 1346 nucleotides. RefSeq names its product vesicle-associated membrane protein-associated protein B/C (gene Vap33). The transcript has 7 exons. Bases 383 to 1177 code for a protein of 264 amino acids. NCBI's taxonomy places the organism in Eukaryota, Metazoa, Arthropoda, Insecta, Diptera, Drosophilidae. Gene Ontology annotation, cellular component: endoplasmic reticulum membrane; plasma membrane. Gene Ontology annotation, biological process: endoplasmic reticulum membrane organization. Gene Ontology annotation, molecular function: FFAT motif binding. The record is from RefSeq and is a predicted model, not a curated record.